This is a messenger RNA of Oikopleura dioica, 3543 nucleotides long. The record is from the annotation of a GenBank genome assembly. Lineage: Eukaryota; Metazoa; Chordata; Appendicularia; Copelata; Oikopleuridae.
AUGGAGUGGACUCGAGAUCGGGUUAAGAAGGACAUGAAUAAAAGAGUUAAAGACGGGGACUUUGGCCAAGCUCAAAUGUGGAAAGAUCUCUACGUUCCGUCUGCACCAUCGUUUGUACAACCGGUCUUGUGGAAAGAAGAUGAAGUGCCACCAAAGGAUGGCGGAGAAUGGAGUGACUGGAUGAGCAGGGGCCAGACGAUGUUCGACCUGGCUGUCAAGGCCGGAGACCCCAGCUUCAACCCAGAAUGGGAAAUGCUACGAUUUCGGGAGGAAAAACACUUCUAUUCGGGAAGUUUCCGCGAUUUUCUCCAGUUGUGGCUCAUCGUGAUCAAUGAACUGGAGCCACCGGAGAGGUCACGGGCAUACUCGGUUCUCCAGAAAAGAGUGGAUGUCUUCGAGAACCUCAAGAUGAUUAGAAUGGAGUCGCCUCAGAAGUUCAGGUCUAACACUAAUAUAGCGAUGACUCACACUUACCAUCUCUCGAAUGAGAGGAUUUUCCAGAAGGGAGAAAUGAGUCAAAGGGGUUUGGGCCAGCUCUCAGACUCAGACAAAUACGACUCAGAAGGAUGGCCAGCCCACCGGAUGGUGAAAAGACCAAUCCAUAUAGGGGGGAAUAUCACAGCUUGUCACGAGGAUAUCGUAGGCACUCUUCGGAAAUGGACGGGCGCGAGGGCGCUGGUGUUGUUGCAUCAAGCGGAAGAGGAGCCAUUGAUGACAUCGGCGAUGAUUCUCGUCCCAAAAGGGGACGGAUGGAGAGUCUGUUAUGAUGGCUCCCCACUCACGCUCUUGGAGUCUAAGAGCGUGAAAUGUGUCCUGGAUGACGUAAAAGAGAAAGGCCAGAAUCCAGAAAGGAAUACGACGACCUGGUCUCGGGGAGAAGAAUCCCUAGCUUGCUAUCUAGCUUGCGCGCUGGGCACCUUUAUCCACAGGGAAAAGUCCACUUUUGUCCCAACUCACCGGCUGGAAUUCCUGGGUUUCAUUUUUGAUACCAAGGAGAUGACGAUAGCGAUCCCAAAGCCCAAAUGGGAAAAGUUCCAGGCAGAAGUCAGAUCAGUGUUACGAGGAAAUCAUGUGCACCAAAAAAUCCUGGAACAGAUCAGAGGGAAGUGCGUGCACUUUAUGUACGUGGAGAGAAAGAUGAGACUGUUCAUCAGAAUCCAAAACGAGGCAAUCAAGCUAGCGAUCGACUCGGGCGACCCCAUGAUACCACUGAAGCCAGACCUGGUGACAGAGCUGCGGCGCUGGAUUAGAAAUGCAUCCCCGAAAGAGACGAGAUGGAUCGAGACGGGCGUGGUCCACCUCAAAAAAGAGAUCUUCAGAGAAGAAGACCUCAAAGAAAGACUUCUGGUCUACACUGACGCCUCCGGAGGAGCUGGGGGUCUCUGUGUGGAAAAUCUGGGCGCAAAAGAGCCCUUCUACUGGCCAAAAGGCUUUGAAAACGAAGACAUCUUCAUGAAAGAAGCUUAUGCCAUCUUGGUGUUACUCCAGCGCAAAGGAUCGCUUCUCAAAAACAGGAGGGUCCUGAUCAAAUGCGACAACCAGGUAGUUUGCAGCGCUUUAUACCACGGAUCGCGUACAGGGAGACUUAACGAAAUGGUGUUCCGUAUUUAUGAAGCGGCGGAGCGACACAAUAUUGAGCAACUUGCGGAUGAACCGUCCAGGACCUUUGACUUCAAUGAAAGUGAGAUCACGGACGAGGCUUUCGACGAAAUAACACGGGCGUGGAAGCGGAAAUUCACUUUGGAUGCGUUCGCAACGAAAGAAAAUGCUCGAACAGAAAGAUAUAUCUCCCGAUUUCUCGAUGAUCAAGCAUGGGCAUCGGACUUUUUCCGAUUCACAAAGUGGAGGCGCAAGGAAGUAAUAUACGCUUUCCCCCCAAGAAAAAUGGCCAGCAUAGUCUUUCGAUACUUGGAAGACUACGCCAUGAGCAUCCCAUGGGCUUUGGUUGUGAUCAAGUACGAGAGAACACCGAUGGCAAUCACGCUGGCAAAGAGGAGAGGUCUGAGGACCUUGAAGCUGAAAUCAAAGGUGGCAGUUAUUUCACCUUCGCCUAAGAAAACGGAGGGGAUGGGAUACUACAAGCCGAUCUCCGACGCGGCGACAGUUUGGGCCAUUUUCAACGAGCCUAAUCUGACAAUCGGUAAUGGACGACGUUUCGAAAUGGAUUUCGGAGAAGAUCGAGAGAUGGACUUGUUUACUCCGCCAGUGACGGACCGAAAGUCGGGUCUGAACCCUUACACGAGGUCGUCACUCCAGUCUAAUUACGAUCUGGACAAGGUGGUCAAGACCCAAAUCGACCAGGGGACAGCUCAAAGAAUCAUGCAGGCCAACCUGGCAGACCCUUUUCUAGGCCCUCUAAUCCAAGAGAAGGGUCGCCUCCAAACGGAGUUAGAUGAGGGUCGAGACUUGGUGGACCAUUAUCGCCAGCAGGCGGCAAGAGCCAGAAACAUCCAUCUACUAUACCGAAAAGCGGUUUUCCAUAAGGAAAAUAACUCUUUCCCUGUGGGUCAAGCUGGGGACGACCUAAAGAAGUUCCUGGGGCUGAAUGAGCCGGAGUUAGCCAAAAAGGCCAACGAAGCUCAAUCGCGCUAUGACAGUUUCUACAGCCAGAGGCAGUCGCUGACAAACUCUCUAAAGAGGGUUUCGACAGAAAUUGAAGAAGUGGCGACACAACGGGCCAUAAGAACGGCCACCAAAGAAGGGGAUUUGUUUUACUUGCACCAACGAAGAGCGUCUGGGAUCAAGAUGUCGACACUUCGAUCCCAGGAGCAAGUGGGCAGCGAGUUUUUCCAAAAAUUCAGCUCAGUGGAGAAUCUGCUGAGUCUGGAUAAGGAUGACAUGAUCCCGAUCACACGGGAGUUGCUGAAGACCACACCGAUCGAGUUUAUGGAAGAUCGGUUGGUAUUAAGCACUGCUUUGGAGAAACUCAGCACGGACUUUUCCCUAACGAGAAUUGCUUUCGUGAGGAUGAUCUUCUCAGUUCUCACCCAGGAGUGCCAGGAGGAAGUCAUCAAGACCUGGAAACAGCUGGUUAUGGUGGAGGACAACCAAAAAAGGUUCGAACUCCCGAUGAACGCGACAGCGAGGGAAGGUAGAGAGUACAAGCUCAACAUCCACGCGAACCAGGAGAAAAAGAAACUGGUGAGAAACAAGGUCAAAUUUGGCACGGCCACCGCGGAGGAAAAGAAAUGGCUAAAAGGGAUUGAGGCCAAUGCAGCCAACAAGGGCCAGCAACAGGGUGGCAAUGAAAACAAUAAGAACAAGAAAAUCCGUAAACUCGGAAACGGAUCCCAGAAUGGUCAGAAUUGGGCCAAAAAGCCCAAUAACGGAGGCCAGGGAGAAGGUGGCGGAAAUGGCAAUCAGAACAACAAAAACAAUAAGAACCGCCAGAACCAGGGUCAGAAAGACCAGAACAAGCCAGGAGGGAACAGAAAUUUCAAAGGAAAUGAGCCAAGAGCGCCCCCAGCCAAGGCUGAGCCUAAGAAAGAGCCCCGAACCUCUCAUGAACCGCGUUUAGGGCAUCUCCACCCUGACUGUCCCUAG